Molecule: messenger RNA, 3664 nt
Organism: Condylura cristata (star-nosed mole)
Lineage: Eukaryota; Metazoa; Chordata; Mammalia; Eulipotyphla; Talpidae
Gene: ERCC3
Product: excision repair cross-complementation group 3
Exons: 15
Coding region: 57-2405 (782 amino acids)
Biological process (GO): hair cell differentiation; transcription initiation at RNA polymerase II promoter; nucleotide-excision repair
Cellular component (GO): transcription factor TFIIH holo complex; nucleotide-excision repair factor 3 complex; transcription preinitiation complex
Molecular function (GO): hydrolase activity; DNA binding; ATP binding
Source: RefSeq, a predicted model, not a curated record
CAUACAGGAAGUUUAAUGGGGCUAGCGGCCUCUGCUCCAGAGCUGUAGUGGUGACGAUGGGUAAAAGAGACCGAGCGGACCGCGAUAAGAAGAAGUCCAAGAAACGGCAUUACGAGGAUGAGGAAGAAGAUGAGGACGACGCUCCUGGGAACGAGUCGCAGGAAGCCGUUCCUUCGGCUGCCGGGAAGCAGGUGGAUGAGUCAGGCACCAAAGUGGAUGAAUAUGGAGCUAAGGACUACCGGCUGCAGAUGCCCCUAAAGGACGACCACGCCUCCAGACCCCUCUGGGUGGCUCCUGAUGGCCACAUUUUCUUAGAAGCCUUCUCUCCAGUUUAUAAAUAUGCUCAAGACUUUCUGGUGGCUAUUGCUGAGCCUGUAUGCCGACCAACCCAUGUGCAUGAGUACAAACUAACUGCCUACUCUCUGUAUGCAGCUGUGAGCGUUGGGUUACAAACUAGUGACAUCACUGAGUAUCUCAGGAAGCUCAGCAAAACAGGAGUUCCUGAUGGAAUUAUUCAGUUUAUUAAGUUGUGUACUGUCAGCUAUGGAAAAGUCAAGCUGGUCCUGAAACAUAACAGGUAUUUCGUUGAAAGCUCCCAUCCUGAUGUAAUCCAGCAUCUUCUCCAGGAUUCUGUGAUCCGGGAGUGCCGCUUGAGGAACUCUGAAGGGGAGGCUACUGAACUUAUCACAGAGACUUUCACGAGCAAAUCUGCUAUUGCCAGGACUGCUGAAGGCAGUGGUGGUCCCUCCACUUCCCAGGUACCAGAUGCUCAGGGUAAAUCUGACAUCCCUACCGACCUGUUUGACUUUUAUGAGCAAAUGGACAAGGAUGAGGAAGAAGAGGAAGAGACACAGACAGUGUCUUUUGAAGUCAAGCAGGAAAUGAUUGAGGAACUCCAGAAACGUUGCAUCCAUUUGGAGUACCCUCUGUUGGCAGAAUAUGACUUCCGGAAUGAUUCUGUUAACCCUGAUAUCAACAUUGACCUGAAACCCACAGCUGUGCUUAGACCUUACCAGGAGAAGAGCUUGCGAAAGAUGUUUGGGAAUGGGCGUGCACGCUCUGGAGUCAUUGUUCUUCCUUGUGGUGCUGGGAAGUCCCUGGUUGGCGUGACGGCGGCAUGCACAGUCCGAAAACGCUGUCUGGUGCUGGGCAACUCAGCGGUGUCUGUGGAGCAGUGGAAAGCCCAGUUCAAGAUGUGGUCCACCAUCGAUGAUAGCCAGAUCUGCCGCUUCACCUCUGAUGCCAAGGACAAGCCCAUUGGCUGCUCCAUUGCCAUCAGUACCUACUCCAUGCUGGGCCACACCACCAGAAGGUCUUGGGAGGCUGAGCGAGUCAUGGAGUGGCUCAAAACUCAGGAAUGGGGCCUCAUGAUUCUAGAUGAAGUCCACACCAUCCCAGCCAAGAUGUUCCGGCGUGUGCUCACCAUUGUGCAGGCCCACUGCAAAUUGGGUUUGACUGCAACCCUUGUCCGGGAAGAUGACAAAAUUGUGGAUUUAAAUUUUCUGAUUGGGCCCAAGCUCUAUGAGGCCAACUGGAUGGAACUACAAAACAACGGCUACAUCGCCAAAGUCCAGUGUGCUGAGGUUUGGUGUCCUAUGUCUCCUGAGUUCUACCGGGAGUAUGUAGCAAUCAAAACUAAGAAAAGAAUCUUGCUGUACACCAUGAACCCCAACAAAUUUAGAGCUUGCCAGUUCCUGAUCAAGUUUCAUGAGAGAAGAAAUGACAAGAUUAUUGUCUUUGCUGAUAAUGUGUUUGCCCUGAAGGAAUAUGCCAUUCGGCUGAACAAACCCUACAUCUAUGGUCCUACCUCUCAGGGAGAAAGGAUGCAAAUACUCCAGAAUUUCAAGCACAACCCCAAAAUCAACACCAUCUUCAUAUCCAAGGUGGGUGACACUUCUUUUGAUCUGCCAGAAGCAAAUGUUCUCAUUCAGAUCUCAUCUCACGGUGGCUCCCGGCGGCAGGAAGCCCAGAGGCUUGGGCGAGUGCUCCGAGCAAAGAAAGGGAUGGUCGCAGAGGAAUACAAUGCCUUCUUCUACUCAUUGGUGUCCCAGGAUACCCAGGAGAUGGCUUACUCAACUAAGCGUCAGAGAUUCUUGGUAGAUCAGGGGUAUAGCUUUAAGGUGAUCACAAAGCUUGCUGGCAUGGAGGAGGAGGAAUUGGCAUUUUCAACAAAAGAAGAACAGCAGCAGCUCUUACAAAAAGUCUUGGCAGCUACAGACCUGGAUGCUGAGGAAGAGGUGGUAGCAGGAGAAUUUAGCUCCAGAUCUAGCCAGGUGUCUCGGCGUUUUGGCACCAUGAGCUCCAUGUCUGGGGCUGAUGACACUGUAUACGUGGAAUACCACUCAUCACGGAACAAGGCUUCCACUAAACAUGUGCACCCGCUUUUCAAGCGCUUCAGGAAAUGACAUCCAUGGGGUCAGGCAAAUGAGGGCAUGGUGCUGGGCACCAACUUGGGAAAGGGAUUUUCACUUUUCACAUCCAAGUUCUUCCUUUGAGCACCAAGCCAGAUUGCUGUAGAUUUAGCAACUGAUGUCUCUAUUGAGGAAAGUGCAUCCAGAAUUUGAUUCUUCUUCAUGGGUCAUGUAAAAGUUGAGAGACUAUAUUUUUUGGUUUUUUCAAACUUGCUGAAGAGGAGGUUAUUACUGGUAUUUGUAUUUAUCUUAAUGUUCUCAUGAAUAAAUAGAAAUAGAACACUAAACUAUUCUGCAUUUUAGGUCUUGUCAUUGGCAUGGGCUUAGAUGAAAUUUCAUUAAGUCCCAACUUUGUAGUAGGCACAAAACUAUAAGAUGGGGCCACACAUUUAGGUUAGAGAAGACUUGCCCAAUGGUAAUCUAGUGUUGUAAUGGCUGGAAGCUUAGGGAGUGUGGCCCAGCUCUGGGGAAGAGCCUGUGCAGUUUGUAGAGCUUGUUCACUGUUUAGUGCAGGUGAACUCCAUUUUAGCACUGAACUCCAUUGUAGCACUUACAGCAUGGAAUCGUUUGGGACAGCUAUAGGCUGUCAUCUCUGUCGGACCAAGGUAGACACAGCUGCUGAUAGUUCAUCUGCUCUGAGAGAAUAUGGUCCCUUAUAUAUCUUUGAAAAUACAUUUUAGAUAUUGCUGGUAGACCAGAUACCCUUUCUAAGAGCAGCAUAGAAGUUUUGGGUUGUUUUGUAACUAGUUUUUUAUUCUGAAAAUGCCCUUGGGCUUCUUUAUCUUUGUUGCUGGUAUGAAAGGAAAAGUAUUAAGUACGAGACAGACAAGGUAGUAUUUCUCCAUGUAAGAAAGGCACACACAGGAAGAGGGCAUGAAUAAGAGCUUGCUCUCUGGGGAGAAGGCCUUAUUCCAAAAAGCCUCAGUGUUCACACUUGGAGAGCGUUAAAAGCCUGUGUUCACCCAGGUUUCUAAAUUUGGACUCCCCACCCCUACAACCUCAACAGCUCAGCAUUAGCAUUCCACAUUAUAGUAUCAUUGCACCUAUUGUGUGACUAACCCCUGUGACAGCCACAAAUCAGUCCUGGGGAGAAGACUGUCCCUUUUGUUAGGGGUGCUUGGAAGCAAGACCUACCUUCCCUAACCCUUGGAGGACAUACCUUCUGACCAGUGAUUGCUACAGAUAGAGCCCACAUCUGAGGCCUGUGCUUAGACAUGCAUGCCCUAAAAUCUGCAGACCUUCUUUUUCUCAUU